AUGGCCUCCACGACCGAAGCACCUCUCGUUGGCGUUGCAGCUGCACUAAAGGCGGCCUCUGAUCCAUCUUUCACUCCCAAAAAGACACUUUUUAAUGAAUUCUCACUCGAGGGUCGUGUAGCGAUUGUCACUGGAGCUAAUCGGGGUCUCGGGCUAGAGAUGGCCUUGGCUUUAUGUGAGGCUGGCGCCACCGUGUAUGCGCUUGAUCUACCACAGUCCCCAGGAGAGGAGUUUACUGCUACUGCGGAAUACGCGAAGAAGCUUGGUUCUGCCUUGAAAUAUGUAUCGGUUGACGUCACUGACCAGCAGGCUGCGGCCGGAAUCUUGGGAGGCGCCGAUUGUUUGGUUUACAAGGCCGAUGACUUCCAGCGUAUAAUGAACGUCAACGUCAAUGGUGUACUUUACUCCGCACAGGCGGCCGGACAACAGAUGACAAAGUACGGUACUCCCGGAAGCAUAAUCUUGAUCGCUUCAAUGAGUGGGUCCAUCACAAAUCGAGAUCAUGCCUGGGUCGCAUAUAAUACCAGUAAAUCCGCUGUUUUGCAGAUGGCACGGAGUAUGGCAUGCGAGCUUGGAAAGCAUAAAAUCCGUGUCAAUUCCAUUUCGCCAGGCCAUAUCUAUACCAAAAUGACUGCAGCUUUCAUCGACACGCAACCCGAACUUGCUGGGAAAUGGGCCAGCAUGAAUCCGCUCGGUCGUCUCGGCCGACCUGAUGAGUUGCGCGGAGUAGUUGCAUGGCUUGCUUCAGAUGCUUCUACAUUUUGUACGGGCAGCGAUAUCCUCGUCAGUGGUGGUCACCACGCUUGGUGA
Molecule: messenger RNA, 810 nt
Organism: Rhizoctonia solani
Lineage: Eukaryota; Fungi; Basidiomycota; Agaricomycetes; Cantharellales; Ceratobasidiaceae
Product: Enoyl-(Acyl carrier protein) reductase
Exons: 5
Coding region: 1-810 (269 amino acids)
Cellular component (GO): intracellular anatomical structure
Molecular function (GO): oxidoreductase activity, acting on NAD(P)H, oxygen as acceptor
Source: RefSeq, a predicted model, not a curated record